Messenger RNA from Plasmodium gallinaceum, 2100 nucleotides. RefSeq names its product conserved Plasmodium protein, unknown function. The transcript has a single exon. Gene Ontology annotation, molecular function: protein binding. NCBI's taxonomy places the organism in Eukaryota, Apicomplexa, Aconoidasida, Haemosporida, Plasmodiidae. The record is from RefSeq and is a predicted model, not a curated record. Bases 1 to 2100 code for a protein of 699 amino acids.
AUGAAAAAAGAAUUUGAAGAAUAUAAUAAAAAAUAUUUUCGGAAUAUUCAAUUUAUUUAUGAUUUUUUAGAUAAAAUUGGAAUGGAGAAAAGUUUAGAGGAAUUAAAAAAUGAAAGUAAAAUAAAUUAUAUAAAAGAUUAUGAUUCAUAUUUUUUAGAUAAUACAAAUUAUGAUUCUGAUAACAACAUUAACAAUAAUGAGAAUGAUGAUUUAAGUGACGAUUUUGAUAUAAAUUAUACAUUUCUUAAUCAAUGUAUUAAAAAUAUGAAUAAUUCUAUAUUAUGUAAGGCUAUAGAUAAUUUUGAAAAUAUAUUAAAAAUAGAAAUAGAAAAAAAAAAUCAAGAAGAUGAAAUAGAUAAAAAAGAUUUCGGUAAUGAAAAUUUUUAUAUAAACAAUAACAAUUUUGUUCGAAAAAAAGAACACAUAUAUCCAUAUGAAGAUACAGAAGAGAAAAGAGAUAAACAAAGUUGUAAUAAAGAAGAUUUAGAAAGUGAGUAUAUGAAUAUUAAAAAUUACAACAGAAAAGAAGAUAAGUCAGAAAUUAUGAUAGACAAUGAAGUUGAAGAAAUAUAUUAUGUAAAAAAAAAUGAGAAUUUAAAAGCUACAUUUCCUAAAUUUAUGAAUAAUCAAUUUAAUGAAACAAAAGAAAAUUUCAUAAAUGAUAAACAUCUAGGUAAAGAUGAAAGUAGCUUUUAUAUACAUUCAUUUAAAAAUGAGAAUGAAAUGAAUGUUGACAAUUAUAAUGGAAAAUUGAAAAAUGAUGACUUAAAAUAUUCACAAAAUGAAUACAAUGAUAAUAUAAAAGAAAAAUGUAUAAGUGAUAAUAUGAAUUAUUGGGAUAAUUAUUUUUCAUGUGAAAGAGAAAUAUGUAAAGAAUUAAAAGUUAAAUAUAAUAACAAUUCAAUAAAUAAAGAAAAAAACGAUAAAAGUUAUUCUGAAACAUCAAAUAUUUUAACUGUUAAAUAUAUAGAUAUAUAUAAUACAUACACUGAGAAAGACAGGAAAAACGAGAAUAUUAUUUUUUUUAAAAAGUUUCUUCCAAUAUUACUCUUAGUAGGUUAUUCAGAUAAUCGUGUAAAAUUAUUUAUGGUGCUUUAUGAAAAAAAAAAUGAUAAUGAAAAUAAUAUAGAAGAAUGUAUCCAUAUGAAUAAAGAGUUAGAUAAUAUUUUAUUAAGCUCACCGGUAAUGUAUAUAGAUAUCAAUUACAAAGACAAUUUAGUUAUUGUAUCAUCAAUGAAUGGGGAAAUUUAUCUUUGUAAGAUAAAUAUGAAUUGUAUUAUUAAUUUAGCGAACAUUGUUGAGUUAAAUAAUUCUGUUGAUGAUAUAGUAAAAAAUAUAAAAAGAGAUGUAAAAUACAUAAGUAUUAUAAAAAACUUUAAAUAUCAUAAUAAAUAUUCUAUAAAAUGUAAAUUUAAUGAGGAUUAUUCCUUAUUUUGUUCCAUAUCAAAUGAUAAAAAUUUAAUAAUUUAUGAAAAAAUAAUAGAUGAUAAUAUGUCAUCAGUUUUUUACGAAAAAAAAAAAAUUAUAGGAUUACCCGAAAUACCAACAAGCUUUUUAUGGAUAAAAGAAAAUAACGGUAAGGAAUCAAUAAUUGUUAGUAUGCUUAAUAGUAAUAAUAUAAUAUUUCUAAAUAGUAAAAAUUAUAAUAUAGAAAAUAAAGUUUAUUUAUUUGAUAUAGGAGAAAAAUAUAACAUUUUAAAUUUAGCAUAUAACAAAAAAAAAAAUAUUUUAGUUGUAUGCACAGAUACUUCUAAAAUACUAGUAUAUUCAUUCAUGAAAAAAUCAAUAAUAAAAAAAAUUUAUGGUUGUGUAUUAAAUUCGCUUUCCUUUCCAACUAUUGAAUUGGAUAUAAAUGGUAAUAAUAUUUAUGUAACAUCUGAUGAUAAAAUCAACGGAACAUAUAUUUUAAUUUUUGAUAUAAAAAGCGGAAAUAUUAUAAAUAAUAUAAAUAACGGAUACAAAAUUAGGUGUUUUCAAUUAUUAAAAAAAUUUAUAUGCCCAUUUUAUAAUAAAAUAAAUUCAAAUGAUAUUGAAGAAAAUAAAAAAUCAUUACUUGUAUUAGGUUCAUUUGACAAAAAAAUACAUUUUUAUUCCAACUAA